Messenger RNA from Symsagittifera roscoffensis, 3588 nucleotides. Its product is annotated as endonuclease III-like protein 1. Gene Ontology annotation, molecular function: oxidized pyrimidine nucleobase lesion DNA N-glycosylase activity; DNA binding; 4 iron, 4 sulfur cluster binding. Lineage: Eukaryota; Metazoa; Xenacoelomorpha; Acoela; Convolutidae. Gene Ontology annotation, cellular component: nucleus. Bases 382 to 1173 code for a protein of 263 amino acids. Gene Ontology annotation, biological process: nucleotide-excision repair; base-excision repair, AP site formation; base-excision repair. The record is from RefSeq and is a predicted model, not a curated record. The transcript has a single exon.
GUGCAUGUUUUUCGAGUCUAAGUGGACUUCCCGACCAGACUAUUUGCUUACGUUAUCUCCACAGCUAAUUAAUCAUAUAAAAAUCUCUCAAAUACGAUAAAAAACAAUUCUUUUGGGUCACCACCUGAGAAGAAUCAGUAGCCAAAGCGAUUCUACCCAUAUCAACAGGCUCAAAUCUUCUUGUGGUCGUGGUCAGUCAGCCUCCAUUAGACAUACUGAAGACGUACACAGAUGAUCUCGUUCACUUGACCUUCAACUCUAGAAAACACCAGCUGCGGCUUGAAGAGUGUGACCCACGCAUUUCAAUGUGAAAAGACUAGACUAGACUAUAAACUUCAAAAAAUAGGCGGUUGGUUGCGGCUUAUUGAAUUUGCCCUGAUCAUGAAAAGGGCUAGAAAAUUGUCGCCUGUAAGUGCCUCCGAACACAAUUUCGUAGUUAAAAAUAGAUGCAGCGUCAAAGACAAGAUUAUUGAGCCAGUUGAAAGAGCGUGGACGCCAAGUAACUGGCAGGAUCUAUAUAGUGGAAUUUCUAGAAUGAGAUCAGCAGUUGCAGCGCCUGUGGAUACAAUGGGCUGUGACAUUAUUAGAAGCGUAGAUUACGAUGAAAAAACCAAUCGAUACCACGUUUUGGUCUCUCUCAUGCUGUCCAGUCAAACAAAAGAUGAAGUUAACAAUGCAGCAAUGGAACGAUUGCUGCAGCACGGUCUUACUCCUACCAGAGUUAGCAGUACCAAUGAAGAUGAAUUGGGAAGUUUAAUCAAGCCUGUCAGUUUUUGGCGAACGAAAGCGAAGCAUAUCAAGCAGGCCACUGAGAUAUGCUGCAGUCAGUACAAUUCUGACAUUCCUCCUGACUUAGAGGGAUUACUUGCUCUCCCCGGUGUAGGCCCUAAGAUGGCCUAUCUUGCCAUGAGCUGUGCAUGGAAGAAGAUAGUGGGAAUAGGAGUAGAUGUGCAUGUUCACAGAAUUAGCAAUAGACUGCAAUGGGUGCCGAAACCUACCAAAACUCCAGAGCAAACGCGACUAGAGCUGGAAAGUUGGCUUCCACAACAAUACUGGGGCGAGGUCAACCAUAUGUUGGUCGGUUUCGGACAAACUGUUUGUCUACCAAAGAAGCCCAAAUGCAGUGAAUGUGCAAUAAACAACCUAUGUCCAUCUGCUUUUAAAACUAAAUGAAAGAACUCAAGAGCGCAUCAAACCUUUGUUUGCGCGAAUCAAAUUUCUGUUGUUAUGUAUAAAUGAAAUCGUACAUUCAUUACCCUUGCGAUUACCUGGAGUAUUAUAACGGGUAAAGAGUAUUUCAACGAUUUCAAAAACUCAAUAAAUUCCACAAAAGUUUUGGCAAUGCUAUUCCUUGUUGUCACGGGCGGCCAUUUUUUUAAAGUUUGAUUAACGCUUUGACCGCACAGGAAGGCGGAUGUAGACUCAGCUUUGUCUUGAUAAUCGAAAAUGGGAUAUGGAAGUUCUGGGUUAGUCAUAAAAUUUUGAAACAAUACUUCUGCAGUCAAAAUUUUUUCUUGGCACACGUUUAAAAAGUCCUUAUAUUGUUGGUCUGUUAAAAGGCCACAAUCUUGCAAGGGUUGAAAAGUUUACUCAAGUCGACGUUUCAAAAUCUGUUGGAGCGCAAAAUCUGUUUUCCUAUCUUCGCUGUAUUCCUAAAUACGGUAAAAUUUUUGUUUCACAAUUUACCUAGCUCAAUUUGAAAUUCUGAACCCUAUAGUGGGGUGCUGUCAAUGUGCACUCCGAGGUUGCAAAUCUGGCGUCCGAGUUUGACUGCUCAAAUCCUUUUGGUUUUCGAAAUAAGGCUUUUUUAUGAUUUAAAUUUUUUUGUUAAACAAAAUUAACAUAUAAAAAACUAGCCGAACUUGAAAAUCUCAAGCCUAAAGUAGGAUGCUGUCUGGGUGCACUCAGAGGUUGCAAAUCGUGGUCCAAGUAUGACUGCUUUAAUUCAUUUGAUUUUAAAGUUUUUUCUUUUUUAAAAGUUAUAUAUGAAACAAACUAACCGAACAUGAAAUUCUCGACUGUAUAAUGGGGCGCUGUGAGGCUACAUUCAGAGGUUGCAAAUCGGGUGGCCAAGUGUAACUGCCCAAAACCCUCUGGUUUUCGAGAUAUUGCGUUUUUUUUGUUUUUCCAAUAUAUUUUUUUCAACAAACGAAUAAAAAAAAAGAAUUCGAACUUGAAAUUCUCAACCCUAUGGUAGGAUGCUGUCACAUUACACUCAGAGGUUGCAAAUAUGGCGUCCAAGUAUGACUGCUCUAAUUCAUUUGGUUUUCGAGAUAGGGCGUUUUUUUAUGAUUUUUUUAAAAAUAAAAUAAUAAAAAAACUAACCGAACUCGAAAUUCUCAACCCUGGGUGGUCUCAGGGAACACUCAGAAGUUGCAAAUCUGGCUUCCAAAUAUCUCUGCUCAAAUCUUUUUCGUUCUCCAGAUAUGGCGUUUAUUAUGAUUUUUUAAAAUGUUUUGCAAAAAAGUUGAAUAUAAAAAAAAUAUCCGAACUUGCAUUUCUCAGCCUUACGGCGGGGUAUUGUCAAAUACUUUUCAGCGUCCUUAUCCGGCCUCCAAUUAUGACUGCUCUAAUUCUUUUGGUUCCCGAGAUUUGGCGAUUUUUUCCAUUUUUUUUAAAAAAACUUGACUGAAAAAACCGAUAUUGAAAUUCUCAAACAUAAUGGUGAGGUUUUGUCAGGGGACACUGUCAGGGUACAAAUCUAGCCACUUUUAAAAAGAACUAAUAGAAAGUAAAAUUUUCAACCCUAUGGUGAGAUGCUGUCAGGGUACAUUAUAGGGUAACAAAUCUCCCUCUAAUUUCAUGUGCUCAAAUGAUUUUGGUUUUCGAGAUAUGGCGUGUUUUUUAAAAUAGGAACCCCUGAUGAUGAGCCCAGUUUAUCUUCACGGUUAGAUUAAAUGUCGCUGUUUUGGUACAUGGUUUCGGAAGCUCUUUUUACGUUUAAAGAUCUAUUUGAAGCAACGUAGGUUCUAAGUUUCUAAACCAUUAUUACUACCGUUUCUUUUAGUUUUUUUUUAAGAAUAAUUAUGACCAGAAUGUUAAUGUAUCAACUUAAAUUAGACCACUAUAUUUUCAGAAGAGACGGUGUGAUAGCAUGUCCCGUCAUCUUGCUGUACAUCGACAACAGCAGUAUCCUUAAGUUUUUACUGCAUAUUAUGCGAUAGCAAGCUCAAAAUUGAAAUAAUUCAAUGGAUAGUUAAUACUCGGCGGCAAAGUAGAAACCGCAAGAGCCGAUGUAUUUUUUUGUGCAUGAAAGCAAUUGCUAGUAAGGUUCGUCCGAAGUAUCGGAAUGUAUCGUUCAAGAAAUGCUUAGGAACUAUCGUAAAAGAUGUAACUCAAGGAUACCACCAUCCUAAGGGGUCAAUUAGUGUAGAAAAUUGAAGCCUUAGUGGUCGUGAUUCGGAUUCCAUCAAAAAAUACAACUUUGUCCCAGUUUCGACAAAAUUAGUCUGAAAUUUUCAGUUUUCAGACCAAAUGACAAUAAGUGGCUGAAUUCUCAUUUCCAGUGCAAUUUUUUACAUUGUUUUAGCUUUUAUAACAAUUCACUCUUGCAGGUGUUAAGUGUCAAUGAUUGUAGUUUGUGUUGAU